This is a messenger RNA of Synchiropus splendidus (mandarinfish), 2355 nucleotides long. It is a transcript of the gene gpr37l1b, whose product is annotated as G protein-coupled receptor 37 like 1b. Gene Ontology annotation, molecular function: G protein-coupled peptide receptor activity. Gene Ontology annotation, biological process: adenylate cyclase-inhibiting G protein-coupled receptor signaling pathway; positive regulation of MAPK cascade. NCBI's taxonomy places the organism in Eukaryota, Metazoa, Chordata, Actinopteri, Syngnathiformes, Callionymidae. Bases 287 to 1735 code for a protein of 482 amino acids. The record is from RefSeq and is a predicted model, not a curated record. Gene Ontology annotation, cellular component: plasma membrane; signaling receptor complex. The transcript has 4 exons.
AAGCUUCAGCCAGGCAAACUGGCGAGCGACGGGUUCCCAUCAGAGCCCCAGGACAGUCCACAGUCUCACUGCUGCCUCCACCAGACGCGGACCCUCACCCUGCCGCCCCCUCCGACCGGAGCUCCACCAGCUGCUGGGAUGACAGAUGGAUGGUGAAAGAGAAAGUCUUUGAGUGAAGAGAAGACAGCAGAGGAGAGGGCGAGAAGAUCGAGUGAGGAACUUUCAGAGAACUUCAAGAUCCAGGACUUUUCUAGAACCAAGCUGGUCUUCGUCGGUGACCCUCAUCAUGUCGGCAUCUGCAGCUCUGUGGUUGCUGCUGUUGAUAACAGGUGUGAGAAGCCUCUCUUCUGCUCGGACCACCAACCAGCUCAGCAGCCAGGGGGACGACGCCAUCAGCCCUGAUCACAGCCUACACUUGGAGGAGGUCCUCGAUCUAGACCUGGACCAGCAUCAUCGGCAGGCCCGUGGCACCGAUGAAGACGAGCAGCAGUCCACUUUUGGGCAGUAUUUUGAGUUUGACACCGUCACUGCUCCGCUGGAAAGUGAGUUCAACACAUCCAGCAGAAGACAUAACCAAACCAGGGCCAGCCCCGGACUCCGCAACCCCUUCUACCCGCUGGACGAGAGCUCCUAUGUGGCCUACGCCAUCCUGUUUCUGGCCGGUCUGGUGCUGGCGGUGGGUGUGGUGGGAAACAUGGCGGUCAUGUGCAUCGUGUGGAACAACUUCUACAUGAGGUCGGCCUGGAACUACCUGCUGGCCAGCAUGGCAUUCUGGGAUUUCCUAGUCCUGAUUAUCUGCCUUCCGGUGGUGGUUCUCAACCAGCUCUCCCAGAGGAGGAUCCUUGGUGACAUCACUUGUCGCGUGGUGCCUUAUAUGGAGGUCGUGUCUCUCGGCAUCACCUCCUUCACCCUGUGUGCUCUGGGGAUCGAUCGGUUCCACGCUGCCACCAGCUCCUCCCACCUGAAGGAACGGCGAGUGGAGCGCUGCCGCUCGGUGCUGCUGAAGCUGCUGCUGGUGUGGCUCACGGCCCUCCUGCUGUCCAGCCCUGAGAUCUUCCUCUGGCAGCUCACGCAGAGUGUGUCCCCUUCCACUGGCCAGCUGGCUGACUCCUGCACCAUCACCUCCUCCUCUCCUCUUUCACAUUACCUGCCCGACUCCCUCCACUCCCUGCUGCUGAGGUACCUACAGGGUCGCAUGUGGUGGUGCUUCGGAUGCUACUUCUGCCUCCCUGUUCUCUUCACCGUUCUUUGCCAAAUGGCCACCCGCAACGUCAACAGCGACUCCAGCUCCGCCCAGAAGCAACGGAGCCAGGAGGACCGCUCGUCCAGCCAGAAGCGACAGCAGCACCAGGUGGUGGAGCGGCAGCUGAACUGCACGCUGCUGGCGCUGGCCGUGGUCUACGGCAUCUGUGCCCUGCCCGAGCACGUGUGCAGCAUCACGCUGGCCUACACACGGAUAACCAUCUCUGAGCACACAGCAGCCAUGCUGGCGCUCUUGAACCACUUCCUGUUGUUCUUCAAGUCGUCCGUCACCCCGGUCCUGCUGCUUUGCUUGUGUAAGGCUCUGGGCCAGGCGUUCAUGGACUGCUGCUGCUGCUGCUGUCAGGAGUGCCAGAGGUCCACGGCUCAGGGCUCUCCGAGCUGCGCUCACACCAAACUCAAGUCCUCCAACGAGACGUCCAUCUUUUACGACAAGGCUAAAGACACAUCUGCGAUCCUUUCCAUUUCCAGCUAGAGCUGUGUUCCUAAUGAUCUGCUCCACACGUGCCACUUUUCUACAUCUGUAGCGUUUUUUGUCGAGCUCUGUUUGCAGCCAAGCCAUCUUGGUUGACGCCGUGUUUUCAUGCAGCUGAACUGUGGACUGAGGAUGACCAUUAAUCUUAAGAAAUGUCGGAAGAGAUGCUUGCACUAGUGAACGACUCCACGAGGACUCAUCUGCUCUACCAAGUUUGUUGUAGGCUGUUAACCUGAAUGUGACUGGUCGGGUCUGUUUGGCGGAGUGAUGGACGUAGAAGUUUGGACUCCUUUGACUGUAGCGUAGCAAGAGUAUCGUAGAACCAAGCUAACGUCUUUGUAACAGUAGAGGGGAGUCGAUGUAAAACCCAUAACGCUGACUAGCUCUUGGAAUAUGAAAUGUGCGAGUUGAUGUUGGAUUUCAAUGACCAAAUUGAAGAUGGGAAUGAAAACAGUUAUUCAAAUGAUUGCCGUUUUAUAUUUUUGGACAGAGAAGCCGGCUGACUAACAGCUGAAGUGGAACGUGAGCGGAAAACACAGCUCGAGUUUUGACUGCAACCUAAGGUUCUGACCUGUGCUUUUGUGAUCGGGAAAGUUACACACAAUAAACGGUCAGAUUUC